AUGGCUCCAAUUGCUCUCACUCCUCCCCCAGUCGAGGCCAAGCAGGCUAGGCCUAGCAUUCACCGCACCAAUACCGCGAACAUGGGCACGAAAAGAAAGAUUAUAUGCUUUUCAGAUUUCGAUGGUACAAUUUUCAUGCAAGACACCGGCCAUACACUGUUCGAUAACUUCGGUUGCGGCCCCGAGCGGAGAGCCAUCCUAGCUCAUCAAAUGGAAAGUGGCGAACGCACUUUCCGCGAAGUUUCCGAUGAACUGUAUGCCUCAUUAGACGUGCCCUUCGACGAUGGUUUCGAGGUGAUGAAGACCGCACUGGAGAUCGACCCAGAUUUCCAACAAUUCCACGAAUUCUGUGUCAACAACAGCAUUCCUUUCAAUGUCAUAUCUGCUGGCUUGAAGCCCGUCCUCCGGAAAGUACUCGAUCACUUUAUCGGUGAGAACAUGAGCAAGCACAUUGAAAUCGUUGCCAAUGAUGCCAAAAUCGCCGAGGACGGUAGCAAAUGGGAAGCUGUUUGGCGGCACGACACAGACCUAGGCCAUGACAAGGCCCAGUCCAUCAACGAGUAUCGAGAAAUGGCAGCUCUCCAAUCCGACAACGGCACCAUCCCUCUGAUUGUGUUUAUUGGUGAUGGUGUUUCCGACCUUCCUGCCGCAAGGGAGGCAGAUGUCCUCUUCGCACGCCGCGGACUGCGAUUAGAGGAAUACUGCAUCGAGCACAAACUCCCUUUCAUCGCUUUUGACACAUUCGCCGAUAUCCAGCGUGAGGUUAUCAAGAUUGCCAAGGUCGAUGAUGAGAAAACUCAUGGCAAAGGCUUACCCACGACAUUCAACCCCAGAGCCAAUAUGUGGCGCCGUGUUAGCAGCAAAGCUGCCGUACCGGUUUUCGCCGCCCUCAGCCCAACCAAGGAAGAGAGGGUUUUCGUCUGGCCUGAAACUUUUACUCAACCUGCAGUUGUGGGGAAUGCGGAAAAUGUCAAGGCUGCUGUUGCUGCACCCGUGGCAUAG
This is a messenger RNA of Exophiala bonariae, 1002 nucleotides long. RefSeq lists its product as uncharacterized. The record is from RefSeq and is a predicted model, not a curated record. Lineage: Eukaryota; Fungi; Ascomycota; Eurotiomycetes; Chaetothyriales; Herpotrichiellaceae. Bases 1 to 1002 code for a protein of 333 amino acids. The transcript is spliced from 2 exons. Gene Ontology annotation, molecular function: phosphatase activity.